AUGAAUAGACUGGCCCCAGAUGUUGACCUGUUAAAGCCCAGUAGUGCCAGCAGAUUAAAUAAAACCAGUCCCACUAAAGGCUUUUCCCCAAUAAGAAGAAGUGGCUCACCUGUUAGAAGAGCUCAAAUACAUGAAAUUGAAUUGGAACAUGCAAGAAAGUUGAAAAGAGACAGAGAAGAGUUAAAUGCUAAGUUAGAUAUAAACAGCAACAAACCUAAAAUGGUGAAAUUUAACACAGAUGUGGAAUAUUUGGAAAAGUCCACCAUUACAAGUCCUAAACCCAAAAUCGCUAGAACUGAGAUUGAUGGUGAAAGUGUGAUGGAAGAGAUCAAGAAGAUUCAAAAAACUCAAGUAGAUAUAAUGGAGAAAUUGGAUUAUAUCUUGAGUAAAAUAGAUAAAUAG
Messenger RNA from Yamadazyma jaroonii, 402 nucleotides. Lineage: Eukaryota; Fungi; Ascomycota; Pichiomycetes; Serinales; Debaryomycetaceae. The record is from the annotation of a GenBank genome assembly.